CCCAGGAUUCUCCCCCCCCUCCCAGCAAGAACUCUACGGGGACGACGACAUACAUAUUUGAAGUUCUUGCGAAACUAGCUUGUACUUAUGACGGAGAAGGCUGCCAACCAGCUUGGCGUUUCGCCGAGCGAGCGAUGCGCUAUUGGCAUAUCCUUUGGCAAUUCGUAUAGCUCCAUUGCCAGCACCACCGACGACAGUCCCGUGGUAAUCGCGAAUGAAGACGGAGACCGCCAGAUCCCUACCAUUUUGUCGUACGUCGAGGGUGAGGAAUAUACAGGAAACCAAGCCAAGGCUCUGCUGGUCCGCAACCCGAAAAACACGAUUGUCUCCUUCAAGGACUUCCUCGGACAAGAUUUCAAGUCCAUCGACCCUACCCACUGCCACGCUGCUUCUCACCCCCAAGAUGUGAACGGAACGGUUUCGUUCACCGUCCAGGACAAGGCCGAAGAAGAGGGUCCGUCGACUAUUUCCGUGAAAGAAGUAGCUACGCGAUACUUGCGCCGCCUCCUACGAUCCGCUUCAGAUUACUUGGGGAAGAAGGUCACUUCUGCUGUGAUAGCGGUGCCUACCAAUUUCACUGGGGCCCAGAGGGAAGCUCUGAUCCAAGCGGCGAAUGAUGCCGAACUCGAAGUUCUUCAGCUGAUCAACGAACCGAUCGCUUCACUUCUCGCUUAUGAUGCGAGGCCAGAAGCAAAGUUGGAAGACAAGAUAGUCGUGGUGGCCGAGCUUGGCGGUACACGUUCGGACGUCGCCGUGGUCGCUUCAAGAGGUGGACUCUAUACUAUACUCGCGACGGCUCAUGACUACGAGUACUCCGGCUCUCACCUGGAUAAUGUUCUCAUGGAACACUUUGCGAAGGAAUUUAUGAAGAAGCACCCCAACGUCGAUCCUCGAGCCAACGCGAGAAGCUUAGCUAAGCUGAAGGCCGAAUCCGAGGCAGCGAAGAAGGCUCUCAGUAUUGGUAAUAAUGCCAGUUUCAGCGUUGAGAGCUUGGCCGAGGGCAUCGAUUUCCAGACUACGAUUAACAGACUGCGGUACGAAACCAUUGCACGCAAGGUGUUCGAGGGCUUCAACCGGUUAGUCGAAGGGGUCAUAAAGAAGGCUGGUCUGGACGUGCUCGAUAUCGACGAGGUAAUUCUGUCCGGCGGCACGUCCCACACCCCUCGGAUCGCUGCCAAUUUCCGAUCUAUAUUCCCGGAAACAACUACGAUCCAGGCCCCGUCAACGAGCGCUAGCGCCGUUAACCCUUCCGAGCUUCAGGCUCGCGGCGCUGCCCUCCAAGCUUCGCUGAUUCAAGAAUACGAAUCGGACGAUAUCGAUCAGUCAACCCACCCCGGGGUUACAACUGUCAAGCACAUUACGAACGCGAUUGGGGUUCUCUCACUCUCAGGAGAAGGUGAAGAGUCAUUUACGCCGAUAAUUGCUCCAGAGACCGCCGUUCCGACCCGCCGAACCAUACAUAUCGCGGCACCCGAGAAUGGGGGUGACGUGUUGGUCAAGGUGGUCGAGGGGAACACCCACAUCAAGGUCACCAAGCCGGAGCCUAAGGCGAAAGAGAACGGCAAGAAGGAGGACGGCGAGGGAGACGGGGACGACGAUGAGGAAGACGACGAGGACGACGAUGAGGAGGAGGAGGAGGAGACCCGGGAGAAGGUGUGGAAGAUUGGGAGCGCCCUAGCCGAGGCGGCCAUCCGUGGUGUUAAGAAGGGCAGCAAGGUCGAGGUCACGGUCAAUGUUUCCGGUGAUCUGGCAGUCACGAUUACGACGAGGGAGGUCGGCGGCAAAGGAGGAAUCAGGGGAGUGCUGAAAGCCCCUUGAGAAUUUUUGGGGGAGGGAGAGAAGAACUGCCCGAGAGGGAGAAGAGAGAAUAAUAAAGAAAGCAAAAAUAAGAACAACGACUAGAAGAGGUCGUUGACUUGCAUUUCGACCCUUGCCUUUUUUUCCCUCCCUCUCUUCUCACCUCGCCCUGCCUCGUCUUGACCUCUCGGGACCAGCACGCUUACUUGGCUAUGUACUCCCAACCUUCUCGAUCUACAAACUUUUCUCUGCUUAUCUCUUUUUGGUUUCCGCACACGCCUUAGGCCGUCCGAUGCGUGGAUAGACAGGUCAAUAGACGGGCGGGUAGAGGUAGAUAUACAUCUAGACGGACAGGUGGGACCAGCCUUUUUUGUGUCUCUUCUUCCCUCCUCCUUCUCUUGUGGUGUGAUAGUCUUUUUUUUUUGGCCGAACAACGUGCGUGGUGAAUAAACUACUUACCCCCCCGUAUCCCGCCCAAAAGCUACGCGGGUAAAACGGGCGUGGAUGGGACACUGGAAAUAUGCGAAAGUAGGAAAGGGCGAAGAGGGAACAGAAGAGAGGAGAUAUGCGCAGAUAUAAGGGGAUGAGUGAGCCGAUUUAGAUAGAACAAGGAAGGGGAAAAAAUACUACCCAUUUAUCAAUUUAACGUACGAUA
Messenger RNA from Durotheca rogersii, 2452 nucleotides. RefSeq names its product HSP70-domain-containing protein. Gene Ontology annotation, biological process: protein folding. The coding region runs from base 88 to 1818 and encodes 576 amino acids. Gene Ontology annotation, cellular component: cytosol; nucleus. The transcript has 3 exons. Gene Ontology annotation, molecular function: ATP-dependent protein folding chaperone; ATP binding. Lineage: Eukaryota; Fungi; Ascomycota; Sordariomycetes; Xylariales; Xylariaceae. The record is from RefSeq and is a predicted model, not a curated record.